AUGUCGGCUCCGACCGAGUCGAGCGCAACCAAAGUGGAUUUGAAUGACGAGGAUGCGCCCAGGGUAGAGGCGCUGUUUCUGAUCAAGUUUGACAAGAAAGUCGGCUAUACUAUCGCCUGGAAGCGCACAUUGACCGAGGAGAUAUCGCUAGAAAACGCCGUCGAAUACAAAUCGCUGCCAUCGGGCCUCCAUACUGUACCCAAUGACCUCGUCUACUUUACACAUGACGGCUAUGCAGGGCUCAGCGCCUUUGCAAAGGGCGACGCCGGCGAGGAAGACCGCAAUGCCAAUUUCGUGUCAGUAGGCAUCUUGGUGAGAAAAGAGGGGAGACAUGGACGGUUAGGCAGGGCGUGGUUGCUCGCUGGCCGCCUGGAGAAGCUGGCGACGGCACUGGCGAUCGACUCUGAGACGGUGGCACCACUCGAGGACUUCUGGCAGGAGCAGGCUGCCUCAAGACAUACCAAGGGUGAUGCCAUGGAUAAUGGAGAGACCAAUGCGCGCAAUAGGCCGCGCGCCAUCUCAACCGUCAGCGCUGUGUCCAAGGACGAAGAGAGGCUGCCACAGUACCACCCGGCCUUAUCCAUACAGCGAUUUCUCGAUAUCUUCGGUCCCCUGGUGUUCCGACUACAGCAGGCGGCACUGCUGCGGAAAAGGAUACUUUUUGUGGGCGUUCCUCCUGUCAGGAUUGCUUGCGAAUUUGGUAUGCCUCAAUCCCUCGGAUACGUGUACAACCUCUCUGUCCUCUCCAGCAUAUCACCCCGCGACACAGAACAUUGCACGCCCGGAUCUGAUGGGCUCCUGCGCCUACCCUGCCUCUUUUCCCUCGGCGUGCACGAUAUACCGUACCUGGAAGACCUUCGUAACCCCAAACACGGAGCGCACACACCAGAUGCCGAUGCAUCGGAAGGCUGGGUGGCAUGCACAACCGACGAGAUCAUUGUGACCAAGACCCAACUAUACGACAUCAUAGUCGAACUACCACACACAUACGACGCACCCGCGCAGGAGCGACGCUGGCCGCGGAUACGGACGAGCGAUGGUAGCUUGAUCAAGGCUAGUCAGCGGGAUGUGGCACGCUACAAGCUCCUGCACAAGGAACUCUUCAAACAGCGAACGCGGUCGCAGACACCGCAUGAGCCGUAUGCCGACGAGGACAGCGACGAUGCAGCACCACUGCUAUCGCGUGACGAGGUUGACACGAAACGCGCCGACGACGAGUUCAACGAAGCCUACGACGACACAGUGGUGGAACCAAUGACUUGGUCACGGCUAGCAUACAUGGGCUACAUGUGGUGGGCUUCGGCGGGCGAGAAGGAUGCUUUCACAACCGCGGAGCAGGAGACUGACCGGGAGCUGAUUGGCGACCUCUCCGACUACUCGCAGUCAGUAGAGACAGCCAUUAUUGCCUACUUCCACCGCCAGUCGUCCUUGUUAAUACAAUCGCUCUCGCAGAUAGUCGAGGCCGACCAACAGGGGGAGAGAGAUGAAGAUGAAGACGAGGACGCGACGCGUUGAUCAUUGACAGACAUGACUUGUCAAGGAUGGGACUGGACAGCUGGUCAGAAGCCGACCGGGCGUUUGUGCAGGAGUUUGGCAGUCUGUACUUUGGGCGUACUGUUGGGGUCAAGGGCAGUGAGGUGGACUGUUGUGGUUUGAGGGUGCCCAUCUUCUAGCAGGGCUAGGGGGGUACAGCCAGCCACGGAAAUGGGUGCUACCGACUGCGUGGUAAUGGAAUGACGCGGUUACAUGAAUAUAAGUGUACUUUUCAC
Pyrenophora tritici-repentis Pt-1C-BFP is the source of this 1769-nucleotide messenger RNA. The record is from RefSeq and is a predicted model, not a curated record. Lineage: Eukaryota; Fungi; Ascomycota; Dothideomycetes; Pleosporales; Pleosporaceae.